GGGGCCGAACUAUAACCCGAAGAAUGACAGGUCGGUCGGUACUAUCUAGGUAAUCAUGGAUGGAUACUUGAGCCUAUGAGAUAUCUGCACAGCUGUCAUCAUAAACACACAGCAGAGCCUUGAAAUUGUUGUUGAUCCAGCAAUCUAUGGCUCAAUCCAGUAGUACUGGAUCGGGACCGCGAAAUAUCUCCGUAGUACUAACGAUACCACCUACCAACUAACUUGGUCUCAAAGCGGCACAAAACUAUCAUAUCAGGCCAAAAUCUACACCCGGAGACCCCGCAUUCGAAUCAAUAACUUCUCUUCUUCAUCUCUUCAUCUCACGCAAUGGAAAUGUCAUCGAUUCAGCGUGAGACAAACAUACCUGAAAGAGAAACACCAUUGCGAUUGCGAUUGCCGCCCCCCACUUCUCGCCGAAUCCCUGUAUGAAUGAGUGUAUUUUUUCGGGCACUUAGCUUACUGAUGUACCUUCGUACACGUCUUUCUAAUUUGCACGACAUCAUCUACAUCAUCUGGAGUCUGAUUCCAUCUCAUUUGUUUACUCGUUUAUGAAGUUCCCACUAUUGGGCUGAAACUAGCGACAAUUGAUAAACACAUUUCCAAACAAUUUUGUUGGCAUAAAGUUCAUGCCCUAAUGCAGGCCCAGGACUCACAAAUUGGAAACAGAAGCAGGUCCUAGGUUUCCUGACCAGGCUUAUUGAGAGGCUUGUUGGUGGUUUUGACAUAUUUGUUGGUUUAAUUGCUCUAUUUGGAGGUAUAUUUGACAAGGGAGCAAGUAAGGUUAUCUGGGGUCGAAUUUGGGGUGGGAAGACCCAGCGUGUUUGUGGCCUUACCGCUUCUGUUGUGCGUCAUAUUUGGUCUUUGCACGAGGAGGAAUUGCAUGCUGAUUUUGCCGGAGUUAAAAAGCGUGAGUGACCAGUCACAGAGCGGGAGCAAAAGUAGCAAUAUGGCUACUAUCGAGAAUGAUGAUGAGAGAUUGUUGAACAGAAUUGGUUAUACUCAAGAUCUACGUCGUCAUUUCUCAAAAUGGUCUACAUUAUCCUAUGCGGUCUCCGUUCUUGGUGUCUUAGGGUCCGUUCCUGCUACUUUUGGUAGCCCAUUGAGUCUGGGUGGACCAGCAGCGGCAGUAUGGGCGUGGUUUUUUGGUUCUGUGAUGGCACAGAUCAUAUCAAGCUCAGUAUCUGAAUUGGUCUCUGCAUAUCCGACGGCGGGUGGCAUGUACUUUGUUACGAAGAAUGUUGUCCCACAUGAACAUGCGGCAAUAUGGAGCUGGAUUAUCGGAUGGUGCAAUUUACUUGGUCAAACUUCAGGUGUUGCCAGUGUGGGAUAUACCGUUUCUCAACUUGUUCUAGCUGCUGCGAGUAUGAACUCUCAUUUUGACGAGGUCACCGGGACAUAUGCCUAUUCACCAACUGCACUACAAACCGCUCUACUCUCAUGGUUGAUUCUUAUCAUAAUGGGAGUAAUCUGUUCCUUGACAACAAGACGUCUUCACCAAAUCGUAACUUGGUUCAUGCCAAUCAACGUCCUAGCUUCAAUCGCCAUAUGCAUCGCUCUACUCGUUCUAACUCCCAACAAACAAUCUGCAACAUGGGUCUUCACACAUUUUACCAAUGGAUCUGGAUGGGGGACUCCGUUUUCAUUCUUCCUCUCCUUUCUAUCAGUAGCCUGGACCAUGACUGAUUACGACGGCACAACCCACAUGUCAGAAGAAACUCACGAUGCAGCAACUCGUGGACCAAUGGCUAUUCGAUGGGCCGUUACCAUCUCUGGAGUCGUGGGAUGGAUGCUCACAGUCACUUUAUGUUUCUGCGCAACGGAUCUUGAAGCUAUCAUUAAUUCGCCCACAAGAAUGCCAGCAGCGCAAAUUUUCUUAAACGCGGCGGGCAAGAACGGUGGAACUGUCAUGUGGUUUUUUGUUAUUCUUGUUCAAUUUUUUACAGGAUGUUCAGCUAUGCUUGCUGACACUAGAAUGGCAUAUGCUUUUGCGAGGGAUGGGGCUCUUCCUUUUUCAAAUUUCUGGUCCAAAGUAAAUCCCUACACCCACACUCCUCUGAACUCUGUCUGGCUUAUCGUCCUCCUCACCUGCGCGCUCAACACCAUCGCCAUCGGCAGCACCGCUACCAUCGUCGCAAUCUUCAACAUCACAGCCCCUGCUCUCGACAUGUCAUAUGCCGCAGUCAUUCUAGCGCGCAAUAUUUACGCCUCGCAAGUGAAAUUUAUCCCCGGUCCAUACACGCUUGGGAGAUGGCAAAAGCCAAUGAAUGCGAUAGCAUGCACCUGGGUGUUAUUUAUAAGUAUUGUUCUUAUGUUCCCGACAGUUAGACCAGUUACGAUAGAGAAUAUGAAUUAUGCGGUGGCGGUAGGAGCGGCUAUUGCGGUGUUUAGCUUGGGGUGGUGGUGGUCUGGAGCGAGAAGGACAUACACGGGACCAAAAACAAAAGAUCUCAUACAAUCUAUCGUAUCGGAGGAAGGAAAUUAUGAAUCGGACCAGAGACCUAAUUAUGGGAGUUUUAAUGAUCAUUGAAAUGGUCGUGAGAGUUAGAUUUUUGAUAACGGCGUCUUGUUUUCAGGGUAAGGAGUUGGUGGUUUGCAAAAGCGUUUCUUUGCUGGAUGGUUUGAAUUGAAUGAGUGAGAGACUCGUAGUCUCGUUUCUCAUCAUGUUCGAGAUUCCCACUCUCUUCGCAUCGAGAAAAGAGGUCGAUAGAUCGAUAGACAAAUCCAUAUAUGUAGAACUAUACCGAUUGACAUCUUCUGACAUCAAUGGAAACAUAAUAAUAUUCAUGGGGUAAUCAGACCCAAUCCAGACACACCA
Botrytis cinerea B05.10 is the source of this 2815-nucleotide messenger RNA. RefSeq lists its product as hypothetical. The transcript has 7 exons. Gene Ontology annotation, biological process: transmembrane transport. The record is from RefSeq and is a predicted model, not a curated record. Gene Ontology annotation, cellular component: membrane. NCBI's taxonomy places the organism in Eukaryota, Fungi, Ascomycota, Leotiomycetes, Helotiales, Sclerotiniaceae. The coding region runs from base 881 to 2527 and encodes 548 amino acids. Gene Ontology annotation, molecular function: transmembrane transporter activity.